AUAAUUGAACAUGGGUAAAAUUUUCUUUAACUACACAUUAAUAAUAAAAACUGGUAAGCAUCCAAAACCCAAAUUCGUCACAAACACCCAAAUUCGCCUUCUCUCCUCUCCGUAGGCGGUGAAGGGUUUUGCAUCAGAAGGAGGAGUGUCCUCACGUGAGGCCGAGAAAUGGGAGUUAGUAAAACAGAAGUAAACUUGAAGAGAUUGCUUGCAGCUGCUCCUCAACAGCAAAACCAGACAAAACUUGUACAUUAUGUUGCUACUUUGCGUGAACAGCUUGAACAAUUGGCUGAAGACAAGACACCAGAAGGCUUGCCAAGGAUCUCAAAGGCUAUGUUGAACGAUUAUUCAGAGAAGAUUGAAGCCAUUGCUUCAAAAUUGGUUUACGUGCCUGACAUAGAAGUAUCUGAAAAAGACAUUGAAAGAAAUGUUAAAGAAAACCCUUCUGAAAUUGAGGAAAAAAUGGCGUUGUCACCUUCUUCUGGAUUGCGAAGAAGGCCUGUACCCGCCUCAUGUACUGACGAUAGAGCAAAUGAGCCUUCAGAGACUGAUCAUUUGUCAUCUGUUAAAUUGGAUACUGCAGGACAUGCACAUAUUGAAAAACACAGAAAGCUUCAAGAUGAUUUGACGGAUGAGAUGGUAGUGUUGGCAAAACAACUCAAAGAGAGUAGUCUCAUGAUGAGUCAGUCUGUAAAAAAUACCGAAAAGAUACUUGAUUCUACCGAGCAGGCGAUUGAACAUAGCUUGGCGAGCACAGGCCGAGUCAAUGUGAGAGCAAAUACAAUAUAUUCAGAGAGUUCCAAGACUUCUUGCUUAACAUGGCUUGUGAUGUUUGUGAUGACAUUUGUAUUUGUCAUGGUUAUUCUUCUAAUCCGUGUCACAUAAUGUAAAUUUUCCUUCUAUUCAUAUAUUUAAAUUUUAUGGACAAUGAAUAAUUUGUUCAUACAUUCAAAGUAUAAAAACUACAAUAUUUUCUUGGCAUCAUAUCAAAUGUCACUUUUGAUCAAAAUAUAAUAAAAAGAAGGAUUAAGCCA
Molecule: messenger RNA, 1034 nt
Organism: Lathyrus oleraceus (garden pea)
Lineage: Eukaryota; Viridiplantae; Streptophyta; Magnoliopsida; Fabales; Fabaceae
Exons: 8
Coding region: 169-885 (238 amino acids)
Biological process (GO): retrograde vesicle-mediated transport, Golgi to endoplasmic reticulum
Cellular component (GO): endoplasmic reticulum; SNARE complex
Molecular function (GO): SNAP receptor activity
Source: RefSeq, a predicted model, not a curated record